Molecule: messenger RNA, 1026 nt
Organism: Heterostelium album PN500
Lineage: Eukaryota; Evosea; Eumycetozoa; Acytosteliales; Acytosteliaceae
Exons: 1
Coding region: 1-1026 (341 amino acids)
Molecular function (GO): protein binding
Source: RefSeq, a predicted model, not a curated record
AUGAAUAAAGAUUUAUAUUUACGUGUAUUUAAUAACAAAUUCUUAAAUUGCUUUAUCUUUGACAUUAUUUAUCAAUAUCAUAGGGCAAUACCAUAUCAAAAAGUAUAUAGAUGGAACGAUUUAAAAGAAUGUCCACUUGCAAUCACCGCUAAUGGUUAUAUAGAGCUUCUCAAACAAUACUACCAAAGGCAUCCAAUCAAAGAUGAGCAAUCAUAUGAUAUUUCUGAUGUUAUUGUUCGUGCGAUAAUCAUGGGUCGCUUGGAUAUUGUAAUGUUAAUCAUUGAAGGUCAAGGUUUAGAAUCUAAACAAAGGAUUCUCGAGACUUCACACUCUCACCAAAUCGAUUACUUACACUUUGCUGUCGUAAAUAAUCGAUUUGAAAUCCUACUGUAUCUUGACUCACUGCCUAAUAUAUUCAGAAAUUACCAAUUCAAUUUGUCUAUGUCACCACAUUCUAAUAAUCUAGAGAUGGUUAGAUACUUCUCGGACAGAGUCAACGGCACUAAGAAAACACCAAAUCUGUUCGAUAAUGCAGCUGCUUCAGGAAAUCUCGAAAUCAUAAAAUGGUUGGCUACUAACCGAACACAAGAUAGAGUAGGAGUGUCAAUGUAUUUCCAAGCGGUAUUUCACAACAGGAUGAACGUGUUGGAGUUUCUGAGAAAAGAGAAGCGUGAUGCUCAUUGCACCAAAGGUGUCAAUCUACUGGAUACUGCGGCCAAACGUGGAAAUUUCAAUAUUUUAAUGUGGUUGCAUCGAUAUCGAAUAGGCAAAUGUUCCAAAAACGCAAUGGACUACGCUGCAGGAAAUAAUGAUCUAGGUAUUGUGAAAUGGCUGCAUGAAAAUCGGACAGAAGGAUGUUCUAGCAAAGCAAUGGAGUUGGCUGCAGAAAAUAAUCAUCUAGAUGUUGUCAAAUGGCUCUUUGAAAAUCGGACUGAAGGAAAUAUCCAAAGAGUUAUAGAUAUCGCUACUUUUUAUAAUCAUAAUGAUAUGGUUGAAUGGUUAACUGAGAAUAGUACUUUUCAAUAG